AUGCCUCGGAGCCCUAUUCGAUAUAGAAGCAACGAUGGCAAGGAACAAUCUAAACAGCAACAAACACUGUGUAUAUACACCAGCAUCAUGACUAUCCAACAGACCACCAUGCAGCCGACUGAGCGACAGCACAGCUCAGGCUCCCUUGACAGCUUCGACCCGAUCAUGGUAACUCCCGUGAUUGGCAACGAGUUCGCCAAAGGAACUUGCAAUAUCGUUGACGAUAUCUUACAAGCCCCCAAUGCAGACCAACGUAUUCGCGACUUGGCCAUCAUGAGUGUGUUACUCCCUCCAAGAAAGCUAUCACUCAAAGCCAUGCUGACUCUAGCAGUCGCCGAACGGGGCGUUGUUUUCUUCCGUGCCCAAGACAAUCUCACGAAUGAUUUGCAAAAGGAACUCAUCCUUCGCCUGGGUGAGCUGACCGGUCGUCCAUCCACCCACGGCCUGCACAUUCACCCGGUCACCAAUGAUGCACGCGAAUUCGGUGACCCGGACCCUCAAAUCAGCACCAUCAACUCUGAAGGCCGCAAGACUCUCUAUAAGGGAUCUGAUUAUACCAAGAUGGCGGCAGUCUGGCACAGCGACAUCUCGUUCGAGAAAGCUCCCGCCGACUUUUCGAGUCUGCGACUGGUGCAACUGCCCAAAACGGGCGGUGACACGCUUUGGGCGUCUGGUUACGAAAUCUAUGAUCGCAUCAGUAAGCCCUACCGGGCGUUUUUGGAGACAUUGACAGCCACACACACAGGUGUCGGCUUUAUGAGGCUGGCACAGACGGGGAAGUUCCAUUUGUAUGAAAAGGAGCGCGGAGCCCCCGUCAAUAUUGGAGGAGACCUAUCGGCUGUUCAUCCGGUCGUAAGGACCAACCCAAUCACAGGAUGGAAAUCCAUUUUCCCUAUCGGCUCUUUUCCUACGCAGAUCGACGGGUUGACUCGUAGAGAGAGCGCCAGCAUGCUGCAGUGGUUUCAUGAUAUGAUCACCCACGGACAUGAUCUCCAGGUCCGUUUCAAAUGGAACAGUCCUAACGAUAUCGCGAUCUGGGACAACCGCAGCGUCUUUCAUACCGCGACGGGCGACCAUGAAGGGUUUGGCCCACGGAGUGGUAACCGGGCUGUGGGGGUGGGCGAGGUUCCGUACUUUGAUCCGGGCAGCAAAUCACGCAGAGAAGAGCUGGGCAUUGUAGAUGACCUUGCUCCCUGCCACUGGUAG
This is a messenger RNA of Aspergillus bombycis, 1206 nucleotides long. Its product is annotated as TauD/TfdA dioxygenase family protein. NCBI's taxonomy places the organism in Eukaryota, Fungi, Ascomycota, Eurotiomycetes, Eurotiales, Aspergillaceae. The transcript is spliced from 4 exons. Gene Ontology annotation, molecular function: 2-oxoglutarate-dependent dioxygenase activity. Gene Ontology annotation, cellular component: cytoplasm. The record is from RefSeq and is a predicted model, not a curated record. Bases 1 to 1206 code for a protein of 401 amino acids.